CACCGAGGCGGGGUGCGGCGGGGCGGGACCGUGCCGCGGCCCCGGCAGUUAGGGCCCGGGGGCGGAGAGGAUGGAGCCCCCGAGGCGUUAGCCGACUCUGUCAGCUCUGACCGUGCAGCUGUUUCCUGGUGCGGCCCGUGUGAUGGUGCCGGGAGGAAGGAAGCGCCGAGACAGCGCCUCGGUCGGAGCCCGGGUUCCGGGAGUGAGGAGGCCCGGGAACGGCGGAGCUGGCGAGCUGGCCGCUGGCUGGGCGAGCGGUCACAAUAGGAGGCGGCGGCCCAGCAAGGAGCCGCGGGAGCAGCCCCGCAGGGCGGAGCCUCCCCUCGCAGAUAUCUCCCGGGUCCAAUUCAGCACCUCUACCUGGCCAUCCUAACAAGGUGAUUUGUGAAAGGGUGAGACUUCAGAGCCUGUUCCCUCUCCUCCCAAGUGAUCAGAAUACUACCGUUCAAGAGGAUGCUCACUUCAAAGCUUUCUUCCAGAGUGAAGAUAGUCCGAGUCCCAAGAGACAGCGCCUCUCUCAUUCAGUCUUUGAUUAUACAUCAGCAUCACCAGCUCCCUCACCACCAAUGCGACCAUGGGAGAUGACAUCAAAUAGGCAGCCCCCUUCAGUUCGAUCAAGCCAACAUCACUUCUCAGGGGAACGAUGCAACACACCUGCACGCAACAGAAGAAGUCCUCCUGUCAGGCGCCAGAGAGGAAGAAGGGAUCGUCUGUCUCGACAUAAUUCCAUUAGUCAAGAUGAAAACUAUCACCAUCUCCCUUACGCACAGCAGCAAGCAAUAGAGGAACCUCGAGCCUUCCACCCUCCGAAUGUAUCUCCCCGUCUGUUACACCCUGCUGCUCAUCCACCCCAGCAAAAUGCAGUAAUGGUUGACAUACAUGAUCAGCUCCAUCAGGGCACUGUCCCUGUUUCUUACACAGUAACAACAGUGGCACCACAUGGGAUCCCACUCUGCACAGGCCAGCACAUCCCUGCUUGCAGUACACAACAGGUCCCAGGAUGCUCUGUGGUUUUCAGUGGACAGCACCUCCCUGUCUGUAGUGUGCCUCCUCCAAUGCUUCAAGCAUGUUCAGUUCAGCACUUACCAGUACCAUAUGCUGCGUUCCCACCCCUUAUUUCUAGUGACCCAUUUCUUUUACAUCCUCCUCACCUUUCUCCCCAUCAUCCUCCUCAUUUGCCACCACCAGGCCAGUUUGUCCCUUUCCAAACACAGCAAUCACGAUCGCCUCUGCAAAGGAUAGAAAAUGAAGUGGAACUCUUAGGAGAGCAUCUUCCAGUAGGAGGUUUUACUUACCCUCCAUCAGCCCAUCCCCCAACAUUACCUCCAUCAGCUCCUUUGCAGUUCUUAACCCAUGAUCCUUUGCAUCAGGAGGUGUCCUUCGGAGUACCUUAUCCUCCAUUUAUGCCUCGGAGGCUCACAGGACGUAGUAGAUAUCGAUCCCAGCAGCCAAUACCACCUCCCCCUUAUCAUCCCAGCUUACUACCAUAUGUAUUAUCAAUGCUCCCAGUGCCACCUGCAGUGGGCCCAACUUUCAGCUUUGAAUUGGACGUGGAAGAUGGAGAAGUAGAAAAUUAUGAGGCCCUGUUAAACCUGGCAGAGCGACUGGGAGAGGCUAAGCCUCGAGGACUGACUAAAGCAGAUAUCGAACAGCUUCCUUCUUAUCGGUUCAAUCCUAAUAACCACCAGUCAGAACAGACUUUAAACACUUUCAAAAAGAGGAUACUGAUAUCAGAAAGCAACUUAUACAUAAGCCUGUGGAUUAUGGCUGGUUGUUAAAAAUACGGAAGAGACUGAGCUUCAGUUCUGAUCUGAAGGACUAAAGGACGGAAAUCUGUCCUCCCUCCCCGGCAGCCAAGGCCCUCUGGAUGGCCACAGGACAGUCCUAACCUGUCUUCUCAGCACCGUCCUGUGUAAACCCUUGGCUCCAGGAGUUCUGGUCUGGCUUAGUCUUAUACCAUCUCCCCGACAGGAAGCAUCUCCCUGUCCCUGCUUCGGCCUUGAGAAUCUCUGCCAUCCCUUAAGGCCCAGAGGGCGCCAGAUGUCCUCCAAGGGGAGGGGGGGCUUUCCUGCCCACAGUGAAGUGAAUGCCCUCUCCUCUGAAUGGACAUGCUGUUGUCCACGCUUUUUAUCUGACGAUGCCACAUGAGUUUUAUGACCUCGUAGGCAUUAAAUGUUGCUCUGUGACUUGUGACUCGGCCGUGAUUAGGUCUUCUCUCCAAGUUCUGGAGGCGCUUCUUCAUCAUAUUCCUUACAUCAGGAAGGAAUAUGUUUUGGUUUUUUUUUUUGGUGACCCCAAGCCCUUGUCCCUUCAUCCCUGAAUAUAACCAUAUCAGUAGUGU
Molecule: messenger RNA, 2341 nt
Organism: Leptonychotes weddellii (Weddell seal)
Lineage: Eukaryota; Metazoa; Chordata; Mammalia; Carnivora; Phocidae
Source: RefSeq, a predicted model, not a curated record